Molecule: messenger RNA, 6123 nt
Organism: Phyllostomus hastatus (greater spear-nosed bat)
Lineage: Eukaryota; Metazoa; Chordata; Mammalia; Chiroptera; Phyllostomidae
Gene: BSND
Product: barttin CLCNK type accessory subunit beta
Exons: 4
Coding region: 239-1201 (320 amino acids)
Biological process (GO): chloride transport
Cellular component (GO): basolateral plasma membrane
Molecular function (GO): chloride channel regulator activity
Source: RefSeq, a predicted model, not a curated record
GGUGAGAGGGAGUGAAGGUGGGUGGUGGGGGCAGGGGCCAUUGAAGCGUAGCUCCUGCAGCCUGGUGAGCCUGUGUGCCCAGGAGCUGCGGCUGUACCUGUCUCUUAUUCAAGUGUAAGUCUGGGUUUGUAGUGAUCCCCGAGCGUCCUCCCUCCGGGUGUGAGGGGUGUGGUGUCCACGCUGGUGCGCGGGCGCCCCUCCGCGGGCAGUGCACGGACCACAGCCUGGCAGAGUAGCCAUGGCGGAUGAGAAGACCUUUCGCAUCGGCUUCAUCGUGCUGGGGUUCUUCCUGUUGGCCCUUGGCACGUUCCUCAUGAGCCACGACCGGCCCCAGGUUUACGGCACCUUCUACGCCAUGGGCGGCGUCAUGGUGAUCGGGGGCGUCAUCUGGAGCAUGUGCCAGUGCUACCCCAAGAUUGCCUUCAUCCCUGCUGACUCUGAAUUCCAAGGCAUCCUGUCCUCAAAGACAACAGGCUUGCUGGAGAACGGACUCACUGCCACUGCCGAGACGAAGAGCCCCCAGUCUCCCUAUGUAAGGCUGUGGGAGGAAGCUGCCUAUGACCAGAGCUUGCCUGACUUCAGCCACAUCCAGAUGAAGGUCAUGGGCUACAGUGAAGAUCCCCGCUCCCUGCUGACCCCUGAGCUGGGACAGCAGCAGCUGGAAGCUAGUGACAGAGGGAAAGGCAGCCCUCGUGAGGCUCAGGCCCGGAUGGAGGCUCCUGUGGUCAUCCACAGGGGCUCGGAUGAGGUCGGGGGAGAAAGAAACCCAACUCAGAGCGGCCCCAGCCCCCCAGGGGGUCCCCACGGCUGUGCACCCUUGGCUUCCUUCCAAGAUGACCUGGAUUUGGGCUCCAGUGAGGACAGCAGCCCCAACCUGUCUCCACCUGAGGGGGAGGAGCCCUGGGCCUGCAGGUGCCACCUGGACCGCUUCCAGGACUUUGAUCUGAUCGAUGCCCCUGCGUCAGAGGACACACAUCCAGAGAGGCAGGGGCAGGACACAGCCUUACCAAGCUACUGGCAGCAGUCCCCGAGGACAAAAGAGGAGGAUGAGGCUUCAGACACGGGUGUAGAGGAGCCAGAGCAGGAGGAAGAAGACUUGUACUACGGCUUGCCAGAUAGCCCCGAGGACCCCCUCCCAGACAAAGAACUGGUCUUCGAGCUGGAUGCUCAGGGCUUAGAUGGAGCUGCCCCUGGGCGCUAGCCCAGCAUCAGCCACUAGCCCUGUAUGAUUUCACAGGGCCUCCAUUUCACUGUCUGCAAAAUGGGGUUGUAUGGAAGUUUGGGUGAGAUGGUGGAUCCUGGGGCACCUGGAGAGCUGUAAAGAGACCGGAAGGGAAGGGAUGAUUACUUUCAACAGACCAUUGCUGUUCUAAUUGUUACCCUGGGGGUUAAAGCUUUGAAGGUAAAAAUGUACUUCUUUGAGGGGAUUUGCAACAGCUGGGGCCCUCAAGAAGCUUCUCUGCCUCCCCCCAAAGCUGGUCUCGGAACAGGAGCCCUCCCUGUGGCUACGCCCGGUUCUCUGACCUUCUGGGAAGGCCCCUCAGGGUCCCUGUUCCUGCUGAGCCGGGUACGGGGUGUGAUUUGUCUUCACCCACAGCUAACCGCGCGUCCCUGUCCACGCCCUCCUGGGGCUCCUACUGCUCAGGGACCCAAACCCUUCCAGGACUGACCUCUGCUGACCUCCCAACGGACUCCCCCUGUCAGCCCCAUGCCGCACCCUCUGCCCUUCACACUCGCCGUGCUGCCCCAGCCCUCCCGUGUGGUCUGCCUGGCAAACUUGAGCUGCUCUGCCGGACCCCAGCGCACACAUCCCUCCUCUUGAAAGCCUUUCCUGAGGUCACAGCCUCCCGGAACAAGUUAGUGGGAGCACGACUUCAAGGCCGGCGCCCUUGCUGCCCUCACGUUGGUGUCUCCCGUGUCCAGAGUCGGUGGUCAUCGAGGGUGUAUGGAACUGACCAGAACCUAGGACACUUUUGCAGAUAAGCCCCUCCUCCACUUCCCUGACUCUCAGACUCCCAGCCCCUCUACGCUCUGGUGUUCAAACUUCCAAAUGGCCUGCACAGGAGUGACGAAGCCAGGGGAAGACCCCCAGAACAGCCCCCUCCCUGCAGAAUACAUCCGCAUUGGCCUAGGACUGCGGGUGAAAUGACACCUCCUGCAUUAAUUUGAUUCAGGUGGCAUUUCCUGAGCACGUACUAUGUGCCAGACACUAAGCCAGAACCUUUGAGGGGGGAGAGGCAUGAACUGAUGAACAGCUCUUGCCUUCAGAGGACUCACAGUCCAGUGCACGUAGUGUUUCAUAAGUGAGGGGCAGAGUGCAGAGCAGGAGCCAGGGUGGAAACAGACAUUACAGUAAAGAAUUGGUGUCCCAGAGGCAGCAGAGAGACGUCUGGGGACAGCAGUCUGCAGCCAACAACUCCGCCUGCUCAGCAGCCCCGGAAGACUUCACUGUGGUGUAGCAUCACCCAACGUAAUGCUUUUCGUUUGCUGCUCCCUGCUCCGCCCCUCCGCACCCCAGCUCCGGGACUGCGGCAGCUGCUUCAGAGGAAGGGGCAGUGGCACUACCUCAAACCAGGUCCACACAAAGGAGCCCCCUGGGCCGCCUGGGACGGGAGACCUUCUCUUGGACUGCGCCUCUGGGUCAGGGCUGGGAGACCCCGCAGCGGGGACCGGGAAGCCCUCCGUGCUGGGUCAGAAGGGCACAGCCCCGCCCCCAACACUCCCUCAUCUUUCCCGGUCGUUAUCGGCACACCCCCUGCGCCCCGGCCGCAGAAGACAUUCCCACCCGUGACCCGAGUGCGCGGACUGGGUGAGGUGUAGUGUGUUUCUGUGCUCCGUUCACUACGGUGGGGGGAGACGACCUGAAUCAGAAGCCGCACCAGCACGAAUAGUUGAAAUAAAAACGUCGUCAACAUCGAAAGGGGUCACCUUCACUCACCUGCAAAUUCUUUUAUGUGAAACCACCUGUUCCAGCCUCUGGGGUAAAUGAGGCAUCGUGCCUGGCGGGUGGGACGGGCACCCUCCGGGAAGUGAGUGAACAUCAAACACCGCGGUGUGACCACACGAGACAGCUGUGUGGUGUGCAGUCUCCCCGAGUGGCCCCCGUGUUCCUGAAUCGUCAUGGCGGGGCAUUCCCCAGACUUUACCCAGAAAACCAAGGGCCUCUGGCUUCAGGCCCACCAGAGGGAGACACCAACCGCGUCUCAGGAAGCCCCGCCAAGGGCUUGGGGCAGCGGAGGGAGAAGGUGAGACUGAGGUUUUGCCUCCAGGCCCGGAUCCCCACCAUCUGCUGUGUGGUGGGGAGACAAGACGCCUGCCCAGAACAGUCCUGGUCUACGCCGACUGUCCCCGCUCAGUUACCAGUGGUGCGCCCUUUCACUCUCAAAGAUAUCCCAUUUGGGUGAUAAACUCUUUAUUCCCCCUACUCUGUGACCUUGGGCAAGUCAGGCUGCCUUUAUGUACCUCGGUCCCCUCAUGGGCAAAGGGACAUGAUGGGCCCCGGCUUUGAUCUUUGCAGGGGUCAGGCGGUGGGGGUAUCUGAUGGAAUCCACCUGCCAGAGCCUGCAGGUGACUGCCAGGAGCUCACCUGUAGCUCAUAGUUGGGUUCAUUGCUGAUUGCAGUGAGAAGAACAAACCCCAGGGGGACCGUCUCUGUAGGAGGGUGUGAGGAUCUGGGCUUGUGGGAGGUGGCUUGGAGGAGGGUGUGAGGCAGCAGGACUCUGCUCUGGAUCGGAUGCUGUCGACUCUGCCUCUGCAUCGGAUGCUGUCAGAGCAGGGCUGGUUCUAGGAUGCGGCACCCGGGUCCCUCAAUCUCGCAGGGGGAAGACCAGCCCUGAGCUGAAGCUGUAAGUGGCCAAGAAGCAGCUGUCAUCCUCCAGCCAGGAGAGGAGGAUGUAGAGUGACUGUGGUGACCAUGACAAUGGUCGUGUUUUGCCUGUGCUUGGUCAUGGCUACCGAGGGGCCUCGACUUGUCUUGACCCAUCAUGGUCAGAGAGUGGCCUUGUCCGUGAACUUGCUCACGUUCUACAGAGCACCAGGCCCAGCUGUGAGGGCCGGAGGCUCCUGGCCAUCAGGCUGCUGCUGUUCUUCCUCUGGGCUCAUUGCUUGGGGGCUCUUCCUCAGGGGCCGCUAGUGACCAUGGUGAGGGGGUGGGGGGUAGAAUGUGUUGUGGAUUUCAUUUGAAAAGAAGGGUCAGUGGCUUUUUAAAAGUGUGAACAGCACAUGUGCUGGGGCCCUUCUUCCAUUCCGCUCUGGCCAUUUCAAGCUCCGUGGUCUGUCUCACCAGCUCAUUGCAUCUGAAAUCCCACCAUUGUGCCCCUUUCCUUGGCCUUGCCACCUUUCAGUCCCCUCUAAGAACACGGGCCCCUGGGAUGGUCCCUCGAGCUGGCGGGUGAAUUGGGCGGGUGAGAGCUCUUUCUGCAGGAUUCCAGGACAGGUGCAGUGCAGAAGGGCCCGGAGGAGCAGCCUUGGCAAACCCCGGGAUUCCGCGUGCAGCCGCAGGCUCCGAGUUUGUGUGCCAUGGCAGAAAUUCUGCUCUUUUCACCCUCCUGUGAGGUCAGAGGGACUGUGAAAGUUUCCACUCUCCAGGGGAAAAGGCCCUGGAGGGAUGCAGGGAUGGAGGGGUGGCCCCUGUCCUUACCUGGGAAAGAGAGCAGCCCUGCGGGCAGGGAGCUUGGGUUCCUCCUGACUGCUUGCCGUGACUUUGGGCAUGUCACAGCCCUUCUGGACUUCUGUCCCUGUUCUCUGUAUGACUAGGUGGAGGUGGGCAAGAUGCCAAUUCUCCCCGUCCUUAAGCCCUGUGCUGGGCACCCUCACACCUACUACUCUCUAUGGUCCUUGCAGCAGCCCUGGGAAGAGAUCUGUUGACCCCACACUGUAAAUGUUUGCUCUGAAUCCCAGAUUUUGGAGUCAGAAAAACUCAGGUUUGCUCUCAGCCUCUGUGAGUUCCCUGCUGUGUGACCUCAGACAAGUCACUGGCCCUCUCUGAGCCUCCACACCCACAUUUAGGCAGUGGGGAGGACACUUCCUACCUCUCAGGCUGUUGUAAUGGAAUAAAUGGACAAGAUGCCUUCUGCACGUCGUAGGUGCUCAAACAGUGUCAGUCUCCUUCCUUCCCUCUCCGGGUCUCAGUUUCCUCAUCUGCACAGGGGAGAUCAAGUCUGUCCUGCUUAUGAAUCUGUAUGAGUGGAUUCAGUGAGCCAGGUGCCAAGGGGCAGGUCAGCGGACAGCCAGCAACAGGGAGCUAAGGCAGGAAUGAAAUCCCUUCAGGAUGGGGAGGAGGGGCGGAGUGCUCAGUGAGAGUGGCAGUGCUCUGAUUGCGAGGAGGAGAAGCAGGAUUGCUCAUGCCUGGUCAGACAAAAGUUACUGAGCAUGUGCUGAGUAUCGGGCUGCCCACGUUUAUUAGCUUACUGAAUUGAACCCUCGCACCAGCCCUGAGAGAGGGCCAUUCCCGGGUCGGAGCUGGGAUUCAAGCAGGGUUCCCUGUGCCUGCUUGUUCCACUCUGUCACCUGACCCACAUGUGUGAUGACUCAAUGAUGCCCUGACUGUGCUGUGCUUAUGUGGUCUCAUGUUAUUCUCAAAACCUGCAAGGCUGGUGUGUUAUCCCCAUUUUACAGAUGAGGAAGCUAAGGCGCAGAGAGGUUGAAUAAUUUGCCCACCCUCCCAUAGAAGAGUUAAAUGGAGAGGGGGAGGUAUAGCAAUAGGACCUUUGAUUCCUGUCAGGGACUGUCCAGUAAUCCCAGGUCAUUCCAAGCCCAGUGAGCACAGGACAAAGACAUCUAUCAACAAACCAGGCAGCAAGGUUCCAUUGAGCACCUACUUGUGCCUUCUCCUGCACUAGUGCUGAGGGCAGACACCCCCUGCUCCCACACCUUCCAUGACUCCCUAUUGCCCAGGGGAUAAGGCCAGAUUUCUGAGCUUGCAUUUUGAGGCCCUUUCCAGCUGAUUUGUCUACCACUCCCUCCUAGGCAGCAGCCAUGGGUACACUCAUCCUUCACGCUAUCCUGCCUGUUUCCUCUGCCUGAUGCCCUUCAUCCUCUUCUCUCUCACCCCUCAGGACCUGGCUCAAUUCCACCAGUUCCCUGGAGCCUCACCUGGCCCUGCUCUCCCCUCGUGCGGCAGGA